Molecule: messenger RNA, 447 nt
Organism: Cooperia oncophora
Lineage: Eukaryota; Metazoa; Nematoda; Chromadorea; Rhabditida; Trichostrongylidae
Source: the annotation of a GenBank genome assembly
AUGUCAUCGCCUAGCUCAGGAAAACGUCGCAUGGAUACCGAUGUUAUAAAGCUUAUCGAAAGUAAGCACGAAGUCAACAUUACUGGUGGGCUCAACGAAUUCAAUGUCAAAUUCUAUGGUCCUUCCGGGACUGCAUACGAGGGUGGCGUCUGGCGUGUCCGUGUCGAGCUUCCAGAAAAGUAUCCGUUCAAGUCGCCUUCUAUAGGUUUUAUGAAUAAAAUUUUCCAUCCGAACAUUGACGAAGCCAGUGGCUCCGUUUGCUUGGAUGUCAUCAAUCAGGCAUGGACAGCACUUUAUGAUCUAGCAAAUAUUUUCGAGUCCUUUCUCCCCCAGCUGCUCACCUAUCCAAAUCCAACCGAUCCGCUGAACGGUGACGCCGCAGCCCUUUAUCUGCAUAAACCAGAGGAAUUCAAGAAGAAGUGCAAGGGUAUAGUUUACUGUAUUUGA